UCUCUCUUGUCUGAAAAGCUGGAAAGCAGAGCACAGACCGAAGACUUUAGCAUUCUCUCUCCCCCUCAGUUGGACAAGAUCUCUCAUCUUUUCUAGUUCUUUCUCUCUCUUCUUCCUUAGCCGCCUUAUAAAACACGGACCCUGUCUGCUCCUGGCUCAGUUUUCGCUGCAAUAUCGGAUUGUUUAUGGACUGAUCCGAAAAGUUGAAAUCCAUGAAAAAUAUUCGCCGAAAUGCCUUCACUUUGUUUGUCUAGACCAGAGAGUAGAAUUAUUUUAUUCAUUGUUUGACGGUAUACCUAGGAACAGGUAGUAGUUCAGUUGCCGGAGAUCAAUUUCCCGGUGUUGGUUGUAGGUUCUGUGCUUCAUUGAACUUCUAUCGGCCGAGAGAAGAGCUUUUGUUUUCAGUCUUAGCGUUUAAUCAUUGAGGUUCCUUGGGGUAUUGUGAAUUUUGGUAAGACAUCCGUCAGAGCCGGUAGGUGGGUAAGGAUUAGGGAAAAAAGGCUGAUUGACUGGUAGAUAAGAGAGCGAGCGAGAGAGAGAGAGAGAGAGAGAGAGAAAGAGAGAGAGAGAGAGGAGAUGGAAACCCUAAAACAUUGUCUCCAAAAGCUUCUUCGGAAAUCUAGAAAAAUGCCCUGAGAUUUUUUGUUUGUCUUUCAAUUUUGUGCUUGUUUAGUAAAUUGUUCCCAAGAAAACCCUAGCAAAAAAUUUCCCAGUAUCUAUGCCGGUCGACUUGGAUAAUUCCUCUACGGCUUCCGGGGAAGCUAGCGUCUCUUCCUCUGGGAAUCAGAGUCAACCCCCCAAGCCCACAGCUAAGAAAAAGCGCAACCUCCCUGGAAUGCCCGAUCCAGAUGCGGAGGUGAUUUCUCUGUCUCCGAAGACCCUCAUGGCCACGAACCGAUUCGUGUGCGAGAUUUGCAACAAAGGGUUUCAGAGGGAUCAGAACCUUCAGCUCCAUCGUCGAGGUCACAAUCUACCUUGGAAGCUCAGGCAGAGGUCGAGCAAGGAAGUUAAGAAGAGGGUCUAUGUUUGUCCUGAGCCGUCGUGCGUGCAUCACGAUCCGUCGCGAGCCCUGGGCGAUCUUACGGGGAUAAAGAAGCAUUUCUGUAGGAAACACGGUGAGAAGAAGUGGAAAUGCGAUAAGUGCUCGAAGAAGUACGCGGUGCAGUCCGAUUGGAAAGCUCAUUCAAAGAUUUGUGGCACUAGGGAGUACAAAUGCGACUGUGGGACUUUGUUUUCGAGGAGGGAUAGCUUUAUCACCCACCGGGCGUUCUGCGAUGCGUUGGCAGAGGAGAGCGCCAGAGCUCAGACUCAGCCGUCGGCGAAUCCAACUUCGGAGCCAAACUCGAAUGCACAGGCAGUUGAUUCCUCGGCCACGGCCCCGCCCCUGCCUCCAGCCACAGCGCCAGCCCCAGCCCCCGCCCCAGCUCCACCAGCAGCACCACGACCAAGUACUGGUCAAAUAUCCUCAGUUCUGCCGACUAAGAGUCCGGUGUUACCGGAAAAUCCCCAGCCAAUAGUAGAAGAAGCACCUGCUUCUGCAACAGGCUUAAAUGGGAGCUGUAGCAGCACCACCAGCUCAAGCAGCAAUGGCAAUACAAACUGUAGCGUAUUCGCAAGCUUAUUUGCUUCCUCUACUGCAUCAGCAAGCUUGCAAACUCCUCAGACUCCUGCAUUUACUGACUUAAUCCGUGCUAUGGCGCGUCCUGAUCCCCCAACAGAACUUGCACGGCCUACGGCUACAGAACCCAUUUCUCUCUGCCUCUCCACUAAUCACGGGUCAUCAUUAUUUGGGACUUCAGGGCAAGACCGUCGGCAAUAUGCGGCACCACCACAACCAGCAAUGUCUGCCACUGCACUACUACAGAAGGCUGCUCAAAUGGGGGCAGCCGCAACAAAUGCAUCAUUGCUGCGCGGGUUUGGUAUAGUGUCAUCAUCAUCUUCAUCUGGGCAACAGGAUGGUUUACACUGGAGUCAGAGACAAGUAGAGCCCGAGAAUUCCUCGGUUCCUUCCGGGCUUGGACUUGCCCAUUGUGAUGGAGGCUCAGGAUUGAAGGAAUUAAUGAUGGGAACACCUUCUGUCUUUGGUCCUAAGCAAACCACUCUUGAUUUUCUUGGAUUGGGAAUGGCUGCUGGUGGCAGCCCCAGCAGUGGCCUGUCAGCACUAAUUACAUCUAUAGGUGGUGGUCUUGAUGUAGCCGCUGCAGCAGCAGCAGCAUCCUAUGGAGGAGGAGGAGAAUUCUCUGGCAAAGACAUUGGAAGGAACUCAUGACACGUUUGAAGGAAACAGUUCCAAGUAUUUCACUGUUUGAUAUGGAGAAAGGAUCCAUGGUACGGUCUUUUGGUCAACUGGAGUUGCCGGACGAACGAUAAUAAACCGACAAUUUUCUCAUAAAAAAAUAUUGCCCUUUUGAAGGUAAGAACUAGGCCAAAGGCAGUUGGGUCUUUUUCACUGUUUUGCUGCCUUCGAUGACCAGGGUGAUCAGUUCCUUGUCGUGUGGUAUUAGACUCUUUUAAGUUAGCCAAUUAGCCAUAAAAGCAUGGGGACCCUUUUUCUUUCUACAAAUGCUGCAAAUGGGAUCGUGUUCAUUCGCAAUAUACUUGUAUCGAUACAUUGUAUUUGCAAAAGGACACCCAAAGCUAAAACAAACGGUCCACCAAUUAUUUAAAUCUGCUAGUUUUUGUUUUUUUAAUCAAAAGCCUAGAGCUUUGAAAUGCCAGCGCAGAGGACGAACUGAUUUGGGCUGCCGGUAUGCCUUGUAUGGACGGCUUUGGGUUGGUCUUUGUACAUGACACGUGGCUUUUGGUUUGGGCUCGACGGCUUGGUCAACCUUCAACCUCUUGUAAUUAUAUUUAAAUCAAAUUUUUAAAUUGUGCUUUUGUCUUUUGAGGA
Molecule: messenger RNA, 2890 nt
Organism: Carya illinoinensis
Lineage: Eukaryota; Viridiplantae; Streptophyta; Magnoliopsida; Fagales; Juglandaceae
Product: zinc finger protein GAI-ASSOCIATED FACTOR 1-like
Exons: 4
Coding region: 719-2269 (516 amino acids)
Cellular component (GO): nucleus
Molecular function (GO): DNA-binding transcription factor activity
Source: RefSeq, a predicted model, not a curated record